Molecule: messenger RNA, 2781 nt
Organism: Orussus abietinus
Lineage: Eukaryota; Metazoa; Arthropoda; Insecta; Hymenoptera; Orussidae
Gene: sra
Product: protein sarah
Exons: 7
Coding region: 619-1389 (256 amino acids)
Biological process (GO): calcium-mediated signaling
Cellular component (GO): nucleus; cytoplasm
Molecular function (GO): calcium-dependent protein serine/threonine phosphatase regulator activity; nucleic acid binding
Source: RefSeq, a predicted model, not a curated record
ACUGAAAUUGUUUGCUGGUGAGAACUAAUAAUCAGGCCAUAAAUGAAUAUUUACACUACCGAACUGUAAUUGCAUGGGUUUGUUUAUGAAAAAGUGAAUUGUAUCAAAUUUUUAGCAUUGGAUGAGAAGCAAGAAUUUUGGUGUUCUAAUAAUAAUCAUCCGUUCAGCAGUUGGUUAUAAUUCGGUUAAUUUAGCAUUGUAAUAUUCCUAUUUCAUUCAUUUACUGUUGACAUGCAUUUAUGAGUAAAAAUUAUUACGAUAGUCUGUAGUUAUGUCUUUAUGUAGUCAGUGUUGUACGCUGGGUGUUAUUACUCUGAUCUUGUCAGUAAUGUUAUUGAUUUAAAGUGAUAUUUGUGGUUUUAUGUCACUUUGUGUGAUAGGUGUGAUUGGGCAUUACCAAUUAAACGCUAUCACGUGAAAGCUAUUUCAAAGUAUACGUGAUCAUAUAUUUGUCCACCAGGAUUUUUGUGUUAUUACCGUCCUACACCUUAAUAAUCAUAUUUGAUGCAGUAGAUCACUAUUGAUACUCACAUGUGAACAAACAUCAAAUCGCACUUACCAUUAAACAUGCCAUAAACAUAUUCACCUGCUGAAUAAUACAUAAGUUGCUUCAAAAGUAUGACAAAUCGUAUUUUAUUACAACCUUCCGAAGCCACGGUGGAAAAAAUGGAGGAGAAAAGGGAUGCAGCUCUAGAAGAUGAAGAGACAGAGGAGACAGAGAAUAUUAUUAUAAAUGAAAUAGAUGGUUUGCCUAAUCUACACCCAAAUUAUGAGCAACUGGAGCUUGAAUUUGAAGCAGGGAAAAAUCGUGGAGACACUCAUCCAAGAACUUUGGAAGAACUCGUUCACGAUGAGGAUUUACCGACGUCCGUAAUUGUUACCAAUAUCGACCCCAGAGUAUUUAAAAGUGAUGAAAUGAAGAUGGGUAUAGAAUCGUUAUUUAAACAAUUUGGAGAUGACGCCACGUUUCAGUACUUCAGAUCGUUUAGAAGAAUGAGGGUAAAUUAUAGUUCCCCAAGUGCUGCUGCACAUGCAAGGAUACAAUUGCAUCAAACUCAUUACGGGGAGACGGAUAUCAAUUGUUAUUUCGCACAACCAGUAACGCCUAUAGAUAUGGAAGACCAACAUCUUCAACCACCAGCACCUUCAAAACAGUUCCUAAUUUCACCUCCAGCAUCUCCUCCAGUUGGGUGGGAACCACGCGAAGAGAAUGAACCACUUGUCAACCAUGACUUGCUAGCAGCAAUCGCAAAUUUAUCUCCAGGGGGCAGUCACGAACUUCAUCCAGGAGGUUCAGGUCAGCCUGGCAUUGUGGUUCACGUUUGCGAAACAACGAAUCCUAUUAAAGGAGGCCCCCGUAUACAGCACACACGUUGUCCGGAUCAUUAAUUUAUCAAUCGAGUUUUCUUUCAAUAUCGUCCACCGUACACGGCAUUGAAUCGUUUAUAUUCCAUCCAAGACGUAAGUAACACUAACUCGUCAGAAUUAAUCGUUAAAGCAGAUGUGUACCGUGUGCCAAGCCAUACUUUGUAAGUUUUAAAUUUCCACCCUUUAAAACAAGGCAUAUUCGCGUUGAUAGUCGAGUCGCUGCUCAAAAAUAUGUCAAUACUCGAGCGCUUCCUACGAAGCAAAUGUAAAAUAUUGGUAGUUACACUGCUGGUCUCACGAAGCAUGAUUCGCCUAAUAUUAUAACGUAUUGUUUGAUUCUUCUGCUUAGACUUCUAGAGUAGAUAUUUCUCCGAUCUGUGAAAAAUGUGCUAGCAUAAAUUGACGUAAUGACGUUUCUGCUGCUUCGAUGUGUAAAAUACUACAGUUUCGAAAAACACAAAAAGCGUAUUAUGUAAUAUAUAUAUUUACAUUAAGAAAGAGUACGAUUUAGCAUUUAUCUGUCUUAAAAGUUUAUAAGUAUAGAUUUGAUAUCAACACGAAAUUUGAGAGAAGUCCCAAAGCAAAAAAUAAUUGAAUAGAAAGCUAUUCUUAAUCUUUUCAGCGAUAAUCGGUGUAGAAUUAAAUUUGGCUCGGCAGAUGUACAUCCUUAAUCCGAGGAAGAAUGUGAUGCUUAAAGAAAUCAAUAAACGUAACAUUAAGUAAUGCAAAUACAAAUUUAAAUAAGCAGUUAUGAACUUCGUAACUUAGAGGGGGGGAGGGGGCACAAUGCGACACUUCAAAGGAACUGAGUUAGUAUAAAGUUUAAAGAGAGAAAUAUCGAAAGGAACAUGUUUUGUCAUAUUAUAUAAACAAAUAUUGAAGCAUCAUCUAUUUAAAGAAAAUCAUAUCGUCAGUGUUGAGAUCGUAUCAACAAUUGAAAAGCGCCGUCUUACAACUUUAUCAUUGUUACGUGUGUAUAAAGAUUAUGCCUACAUGAGUAACUGUUGAUAAAUUAGGUAUGGAAUGAUUUCAUUAAUAUUGUGACACUCGAGAAAAUGUAAUGUUAUGAUGGAAAAUGAUUGUAUGAAUGUGAAUUUACAUUUAGUUUACAGUGUACGUGUUGACAUAAACAUGGACUGCACCAGUUUCCUUUUACUUCUGACAGAACAUUAUAGUAGUAAUUAAUUAAGAAGUUGUACUUAAAUUGUAAAGAUCCUAAAGAAAAAGAAAAACCACUGUUAUAACAGCCGUUUCCAUAAAGUUUCUCGAUACAUGUUCAAUGUUCUUGCGACGAAAACGAACUGUCGCUUAGGCUGCUGCUUGAUAUUGUUAAAUUUUACGGAAAUUGCCUAAAUUGUUCGAAAUAUUUAUGUGAUUUAAGUUAUUAUUACUGAUAAUAAAAAUUCACUAGAA